Molecule: messenger RNA, 3415 nt
Organism: Neocloeon triangulifer
Lineage: Eukaryota; Metazoa; Arthropoda; Insecta; Ephemeroptera; Baetidae
Gene: Tlk
Product: serine/threonine-protein kinase tousled-like 2
Exons: 13
Coding region: 519-3077 (852 amino acids)
Biological process (GO): chromosome segregation; intracellular signal transduction; peptidyl-serine phosphorylation
Cellular component (GO): nucleus
Molecular function (GO): protein serine/threonine kinase activity; ATP binding
Source: RefSeq, a predicted model, not a curated record
GCUCCUUUCUUCGUUCUCGUGUCUGUUUUUCUCGAGUUGGACCGAAUUUGAGUGUAAAAUUGAUACAUGCUCAGCCACUUUGGGCCCCGAAUCGGCUCGGUUGCGCGCAUCUGAGGCCCGUAUCGCGCCGAUCGCGGCCCCAAGGGACGCCUCGUGUGUCCGGCAGUGCUGCUAUUUUGUGCUAAUAACGGAUAUUUGAGUGAGCACGGUGAAAAUAAAAAACACAUUCACACACAACACACAUACAUGCACGGCACACACUCGGUUAAAUUCAGGGGACGCCAUCUUCUUGAUUCGCUGCUUUAUUUUACAUUUGUGUGCGUUUCGCCGACCGUGUGAAGCGUCGCCGAAACCUCAGACCUGUGCAUCGGCAACCCGCAGUGAGUCGGCAAAUGAUUCUACUGCCCUAAAGGUCAAGACCCGACCCAGAAAUAGGUCGACGGUCUACUAAUGUUGCUCGCGCGCCUCGCCGAGCACAGUCACAAAAUCCGCCGCCUCCACCGGCCCCCUUGGGGGGCAUGGCUGACCCUCAUCACAGCUCAACUGCAGGCGCAGUAGCCACAGGGAUCCCCAAAAUGGAGAACUUUCCUCAGGCGAUUGACCCGAGGAAGCAGGAGCUCUUGGAGGCCCGAUUUCUCGGCGCGUCCCGAGGCCCGCCGGAGUACUGCCCGUCGAGCGCCUGCCCCCAGUGUCCGGCCGCCGGAGGCCCGCCGCCGCCUCCUCCGACAAGCACGGCCGCAGGCGCCCGAUGUGCCAUGCCGUCAGGCUCGGCGUCCAACCCUCUUGAGUGGAUGGUGAUGGGCGCGGCUGGCAGCACUGCCCGCGUACCUGACCAGAGGCAACCACCCCAGCAGCAGAUGUCGUCAGCGCCUCUCCAGAUGACCCCUCAAGGGGUACCCCAGGUGCAGCAACCCCCGCCCACGGUCCCUCCCCCGAUGCCCAACCCUGGGCACCCUAUGCAUAGUCAAGAUUCAAACUUGAGUACAGGUUCCUCUCACAGUGAUAAAGAAAUGGACAACACGCCAGAAAAAGUUCCUCGGAGUACAGAGCGCAAGCGAAAGCGGAAAGCAGACGACGGCAGCUUUGGCGGGGGGAGCAAGGGCUCCCGUAGUGAUAGCAAAAAAAUCAAUGAAUAUUUCCCAAAGCAUCCAAGUAACAGCCCCAUCAGGCACGGGGGCGCCAAGAGUCCCUCUCCGCAGCAAGGCUAUGUGAAUGUAAUGUACCCGAGUCCACAACAAAUGAUGGUGGGCGGGGACUACUCAAUGCAACCCCCUACCAGACCCCACCUCGUGAACCCAACAAAACAAGUGCAGACGGACCUCACAUGUCAAAGGAUUCAGGAAUUCGAGACGCAGGCGUCUUCUGACCUGGAGAUGCGCAACAAUAAAAUCGAGGAGCUUCAACGGCAAAAUGACGAGUUGAGGCACCAGCUGUCAGUGCAGCAGAAGCUGAAUGAGCAGGGCAAGAGCCACCACAGCAAGUGCAUCGACGUGGUCAAGAAGUUGCUCAAGGAAAAGUCGAACAUCGAGAAGAAGGAGGCGCGGCAAAAGUGCAUGCAGAACAGACUGAGGCUGGGCCAGUUCGUGACGCAGCGGGUUGGCGCCACGUUCCAAGAGAACUGGACCGACGGUUACGCGUUUCAAGAGCUGGCCAGGCGGCAGGAGGAAAUAACCGCGGAGCGGGAGGAAAUUGACCGGCAGAAGAAGUUGCUGCUGAAGAAGCGGCCGAGCAAUAGCGAGACCGGCCGCAAGCGCAGCGGCUCGCAAAGCGCGGCCGCGGCCGCCAGCAUGCACAACGGAGGGACCGACAGUGCCUUCCUCAAGCCGGACGCAGUGCGCGAGUUUUCGUGGCAGGAGUACUACGAGGCUGACGAGAUACUCAAGCUCAGGCAGAGCGCCCUCAAGAAGGAGGACGCAGACCUCCAACUCGAAAUGGAGAAGCUCGAGCGGGAGCGCAACCUGCACAUCAGGGAGCUCAAACGCAUCCACAAUGAGGACCAGUCAAGGUCAGUUCGAUUCAACAGCCAUCCCGUGCUGAACGAUAGGUACCUUUUGCUAAUGCUGCUCGGCAAAGGCGGCUUUAGCGAGGUGCACAAGGCGUUUGACCUCAAAGAACAGAGGUAUGUUGCCUGCAAAGUCCACCAGCUCAAUAAGGACUGGAAAGAAGACAAGAAGGCAAAUUACAUUAAGCAUGCUCUGCGCGAGUACAACAUUCACAAGUCUCUGGACCACCCGCGCGUCGUCAAGUUGUACGAUGUCUUCGAGAUAGAUGCCAAUUCGUUCUGCACUGUCCUCGAGUAUUGUGAUGGUCACGACCUCGACUUUUACCUGAAGCAGCAUAAGACAAUCCCGGAGAGGGAGGCGAGGUCCAUUGUGAUGCAGGUCGUAUCGGCCCUCAAGUACCUCAACGAAAUUAAGCCCCCUGUUAUUCACUACGACCUCAAGCCAGGCAACAUAUUGUUGACCGAGGGGAACGUAUGCGGAGAGAUAAAGAUCACAGACUUUGGUCUGUCCAAAGUGAUGGACGAGGAAAACUACAAUCCCGACCAUGGCAUGGACCUGACCUCACAGGGCGCCGGUACCUACUGGUACCUGCCACCUGAGUGCUUCGUCGUGGGCAAAAAUCCACCCAAAAUAUCUUCCAAAGUAGACGUGUGGAGUGUGGGUGUAAUAUUCUAUCAAUGCCUCUACGGCAAGAAGCCCUUCGGCCAUAACCAGUCGCAAGCCACCAUCCUUGAAGAGAAUACAAUACUGAAAGCCACGGAGGUGCAGUUCGCGAACAAACCGACUGUGAGCAGUGAAGCCAAAAGCUUUAUCCGGAGCUGCUUAGCCUACCGAAAGGAAGAGCGGAUCGACGUGUUUGCUUUGGCGCGGCACGAGUAUCUGCAGCCGCCGAUCCCCAAGUCUGGGCGCAGCAGUCAGGCCAGUAGCCAGCAGAGUGUGGUGUGCCAGCCACACCCUCACACGCCGCUGCCGAGCCAGCCCGUGGUGCCGCAGACGCCAACCACCCCGCAGCCCCAGCAGACCUCUUUUCCGGCAGGCAUGUUCUCCGGAAUGAACGCUUCCAGCUCAUCAUAGUGGCGACUGAGUUGAGCAAACUGUUUGCCCCCUCCCUUGUAAAAAGCCACCCAGUCAUCAGCUUCUACACACGCAAAGACGAGUGCCGUCGUCCCAUCCUAAAUUGUUGAUAAUUGAGAAAAGUUAAAGAAACGUAAGGUCUAUGCUUGCUAGUAGCAUAAUAAACAAACAAAACUCUCUGCUGUUUGAGAAGAUCCGAGACUGGCGGGUUUUUCGGCCUUUUGGCGAUCUCUUAACAUUUUUCACGCAAGAAUUCAUCUAGGUUUAAUGUCUCUAUUAGUUGUUAAUUAUUUUUCCAUAUUGACUUCUUCUUGUUCUUACUUUAAAAGAAAUUGAUU